This is a messenger RNA of Prorocentrum cordatum, 1095 nucleotides long. NCBI's taxonomy places the organism in Eukaryota, Dinophyceae, Prorocentrales, Prorocentraceae. The record is from the annotation of a GenBank genome assembly.
AUGGGCAGCCUCGGGGCGCACUUCCUGGCCUCGGCGGCCGCGGCGCCCCUGCCGCAGCAGCACGCCGCCAGGGCGUUCCUCGCCAGGACGCAGGCGGGCAGGGACCAGCUCCGGGAGGAGGCGCGGCGGAGGGCCGUGCUGCGGGCGGGCUCCGACGCGGAGGUGCUGCAGUGCGUGCUCGUCUUCUUCGUGGCGGCCAUCUUCGGGCUCUUCACGCUGGCAAGCGUCAUGCUCUGCGACCAGCUCUCCAACGUGCUCGCCGACCAGACGGGCAUCGAGGGGCUGCAGGGCGCGCCGGGCAGGGCGUGCCUCGAGAGGUGCCGGCAGCUCACCGUGGAGCAGGCGGCGCGCAUCUGCUGGAGCUUCGCCACCGUCCGCCUGAGCGACUCGCUCUUCAGGGAGACGCAGUUCGACAUCCUGGAGAAGAUGCACCAGCUUCCGACGUCGGCGAUCUGCGAUCUGCUGUGGGCGUACUGCGUGGUGCGCCACCGGGACCCGCACUUCUUCAAGGCCCUGCUCGGGCUGCUGACGCCGUCCCGGGUCGCUGGGGAGCCGCGCUGCGCGCUGCUCCACCCGGCGCUGCUAGACAUCCGGAGCAACCUCCCGGACAUGGACCCUGAGGGCCUGGACAGGUAUCUAGGCUACACCCACGCCGAGUUCCGCAGGUCGCAGCUGGCGGCCGCGCCUCCCGAGCCGGCGCUGCAGAGCGUGGCGGAGGCGCUGGCCGCCGGCGGCUUCCGCUUCGAGACGCUGGCCGACGUGGAUGGAUACGUGGCCGACGUAGUGGCUCAUGCGCCGGGAGAGGAGUUGGGCGACGGCGAGGACGGGACCAGCCAUCCUCCAGUGGCGGUGCUCUACCAUUCUUCGCUGCGCACCCUGCACUCACUCACGAACGAGCCCCUGGGGCAAACAAUGAUGCGGCAGCGGCACUUGAGAUGGCGCGGCUAUGGCGUGGUCAACUUGUGGUCGCGUGCUUGGGACGUGCUGGAUGCGGCAGGGCGAGUCAACUUCUUGAAGAUGCGAUUCAAGCAGGCGGAGCGGCAGGCAGCCGCGCCAGGGGGCGCGGGCGGCCAGGGUCGGGGCAGGAGCGAGUGA